GCCCCAUUCCUCCUUCCCUCCCUCUGCCUGCUUGAACUGAACCCGCUCCGUCUCUUUACAUGGAAAACAGGCCCCUGGAUGGAUCAGAGGCUAUUUUUAGGGAUAACAAAUGUGAGUUAUGACUGGAAUCCCUUAGCAAGUAGCUUCCAAACUGACUUUGUCCCUUUCGCUCUAAGAAAGCUCCCAGCACCACAGCUACCCAAGUACCGGAUUACAGGCAGCUCAGCAAGUAGAUUUCUGCUUUUCCAGAUCUGUGGCUUCCACAGAAGAUACACAGCUGCACACAUCUGGUCAUAAGGACUCGGGACUUCCCAGUGAAAAAUGUCCAAACAGCCCUCUUCAAAUGUCCGAGCCAUACAGGCGAACAUCAAUAUCCCGAUGGGGGCUUUCCGUCCCGGAGCUGGACAUCCUGUGAAGAGAAGAGAUGAUUCAGUCAACAUCGAGGAGAGCGCCUCUGUAACAGAGGAAGAGAAGAAGCCGCAGCUGCCGGGUGCUAAGAAAGGCCCCGGGCCGACUGUAGACCUCUCUGAGAUCCGCAACGUGAAAAGCGAGCUCAAACUGGUCACCAAAGUGGAUGAAUAGCAGGAAGGAACAGUGGAAGAAGGCCCACAGCAAGAACACACAUUCAUUCUAUAAGCAUUUUGUAAAUGUUUUUUUAAAAGAUGAAUUCAUCUCUUGUAAUGGAUACUGUAUGUGGUGGUGUGGACUUUUUUUAAAAUCAUAUCAAUUAAAUGUGUUUUUCCCAGCAUGCUCAGCCCAGCCCUCUCACGCCAACAGUCUUCUAGUAAAAAUGCAGCUCAUUGGUCUCAAUCUGUUACAAAAGGUGGACAAGUGGCCAGCCAGUCUAUAACCUCACCACCCUAAACAACCCAAAUCUUACAAGUGUUUCAGUUUACAGUAAAUAGUGGAGGGGAACCCUGUGUGAACCUCAUACAUUAAGUGCUGAAGCUUGGGGCACCAAAAACUUUCUUGGAUUGUUUUUUGUAAGUUGUAUCAUCAGUGCUUUUGAAUAAUUCACAUCAAAUGCAGAAAUUAGUAACCUACUGUAUAUGGUCUCUCUUAACCCCCUUGGAUUUCAAUCAGUGUGUGCAGGAUGUGGGCGUUUGAGACGAUCCAUCAAUUUCUAAUUUCUUUGAAUCCAGUGCAUUUAAUAUGCAGCCAAUGUUAUUAAGCAAGACUGACAGAAACUAGCCGCUUAUAACUACUCUAUAUGUCAGUGAUUAUGGCGAACAGCAAUACCUGUUACUGUAUGUACAUUAAUCGCAAUAGAAACUUGGUGCCUUGUGUGUUCAGCUCCAGCAGACUGGGUAAUUACAGACAGUAGUUCAGUCCUUCAGCUGCAGGGCUGCAGCAUCAAUUGCAGGAGCUGUCCCUCCAGUGUGGUUCCUUCACCCCGGCCCCACAUAUCACUAUUUGUCAAACUCUUCUGUACUCUGCUGGUUUUGCUGGAUUGCAGAUUUCAUUGUAAAUGCUGGCGAGUUGUUAAUCUUUUGAAUGUUUGAUUGUGCUCCUGGAGGGUUUACUGCUCUACGUGUUUGUGUUGACAUUUGAAAGUGUUUUAUUCUGUUUCCGUUUCCUGCUGUGCCAUGUGCAUUUCCCUGGCGAUGCCUUAACUUUGUUAACUUUUAAUUUGUUACUAGGGGUGUGCAGAAACUUGCACUUGUACUCAUAAUUGAAGUACUUAUCGUUAAGUAUUCAAUAAAUCCAUUCAUGAAUGUGUUGAUUUUGUCAGUUUAUGGCAGUACAAAUGUCAGCACCCCGGAUGAGAGAAAAAUUCGCUUCCAAGCGGCUUUUACUGCGGAAGUGAAUUGCCUUUGAGUGGUACUCAAUUGUAAAGGUGAGGGAAGGACAGCUUUUUUUUUUGUUUUGAAAUUAACAGAUUACUGAAUGGAGUUAUUGAAUACCUGCCGAUAAAUACUUCUUAAAGGUAACUGCGAGUACGUGUUUCUGCACACCCCUAUUCUUUACUCUCUCUUUUUUGUAUUCUGUUAUGGAGUAAUAUAUAAGGGGGAGGAAAUGUUCGCUGGUGGGAGCAAAUAUUGGGGGAACCAAUAUUCGUUUACACCAACAUAAUCCAUAGCUUUUUAUUGGAGCAUUUUUACACCAACCACCAAUCCAUGGCCAUCUCAGGAUCACCCCUAAACUCAGAGGCCCAUACUUUCCAAGUAGAAAGUAUCAACAUUUCAGCACCUCAGGUUUGGCAACCAUCUCAAAACAGCCACGUGCCCAUUUGAACCAGACAAGAGUGUUAGAAGCCAGUGCACUAGAGGUAUUAACAAGCAAAAAGCAAAAAAAAAAAAAAACAA
Molecule: messenger RNA, 2306 nt
Organism: Acipenser ruthenus (sterlet)
Lineage: Eukaryota; Metazoa; Chordata; Actinopteri; Acipenseriformes; Acipenseridae
Product: small muscular protein-like
Exons: 5
Coding region: 322-582 (86 amino acids)
Cellular component (GO): M band; costamere; muscle tendon junction
Source: RefSeq, a predicted model, not a curated record